UUGUAAAGUGAACAAGGGUGAACUUAACUUAAAUUUUGAGAAAAAUUGUCAAAAGAGAAAGCCUUAGGAUUAGGUAUUAUAAAGAAGCUGGACUAUAAAUUUGAUUCGAAACCAGAAAUGGAAAAUUUACAAGAAGCAAAUGACACUAACUGGGAGUUUCGUUAUAAAGUCGGCAGCAUUAUGUCUACGUCUGAAAACAUAGACGAGGCGUCUCAGCUUGCCCUCAUGAAUGGAAAGCGUAUUAUCGUGGUCGGGGGUGGAAGUUAUAGACUGAGAAACAUAUGGCAGGAUGCAGCAAAAUAUGGAAUAGAGGUAAUUGUUGUGGAAACAGAUAGUCAGCACAUUGCCAAAGAUCAUGUACCUCAUUUUAUCCAAUACGAUUUCUCUGAUCAUAAAAUCGACGACGUGCAUGCGGCCGAAAUCCUCAAUUUAAUACAUGGCCACGGAAUCAAGGCGGAUGGAUGUCUUUCUUUCUGGGACGAAUGUGUACCUUUGGCAGCUCUGAUUAAUGAAAAGUUGGGAAUUAAAGGUCCAAGCUUCGAGGCAAUGAUGACAGCUAAUUCGAAAACUGAAACUCUAAAUGUUUUGAGCAUGCGCGGAACAGAUACAUCUCAUAGGCCUCGGACUCACAUGUAUUCAACAAAGGUCGUACAUUUGACGACAGAAAUGGACUGCGAGAAAUUGCCUGAUGGCUUUAGGUUUCCUGCAAUGUUGAAACUAGAUAACGGCGCGGGUUCAAUUGGUGCUUGUGUUGUAGAAAACAGAAUUGAAUUAAAGAAGAAAUUCGGCCAGAUAACCAGCUCACUUCGGAAUGAUUCGGACUUUCCCGGAAUUGGGCUAACUUAUGGCAAUUCGAUGAUGACAAUGGAAUUUUUUGGCGGAACUGAGCAUAAUGUUGAUGUUAUCAUAUAUGAUAGCAAGCUUAUUGCUGCUUUUAUCACAGACGGUGGUAUGGCCAGACGACCCUAUUUCAUUGCAACAGCUAAGCGUAUGCCGUCAUUCCUUUCUGAGGACAAACAAGCACGACUUAUUGAAGCGGCCUACAGAUGUUGUUUACAGAUUGGAUUGUCCGAUGGUACAUUUAAUGUCGAGUUUAAAUUGAGCGAGAAUGGACUGAAGCUACUGGAAAUCAAUCCGAGGAUGGGCGGAUUUUGCUUACGGGAUUGGUUGAGGAAAUUGUACGGUAUAGAUAUCAUGCUAUGCGCUAUGAUGAUUGCAGCUGGUAUUUCUCCAUACAUACGUACACCUCCUGUAGAUGAAAUACUUAUUGGUGUAAUGGUCAUACCUUCACUGCAUGCGAAAAUAUUAAAUGAAGAACCUCUUAGAAACCUGUUGUAUGAAAUGACAGAGAAAGAGGAAAUUACCUUUCUACAGUUUCGCAAACUAGGUCGGGAAUUUGCCUUACACGAACCUUUCGGUAAUAUUGCUGUCUCGGGUUUCCCCACGUCACAAGAAGCAAAAACGAAAAUUGAUGGAAGUUUGUAG
This is a messenger RNA of Mercenaria mercenaria, 1485 nucleotides long. RefSeq names its product carnosine synthase 1-like. Gene Ontology annotation, biological process: carnosine biosynthetic process. The transcript has 6 exons. NCBI's taxonomy places the organism in Eukaryota, Metazoa, Mollusca, Bivalvia, Venerida, Veneridae. Gene Ontology annotation, molecular function: metal ion binding; carnosine synthase activity; ATP hydrolysis activity. Bases 118 to 1485 code for a protein of 455 amino acids. The record is from RefSeq and is a predicted model, not a curated record.